This is a messenger RNA of Eutrema salsugineum, 1259 nucleotides long. Its product is annotated as pyridoxal 5'-phosphate synthase subunit PDX1.3. The transcript has a single exon. Gene Ontology annotation, biological process: amino acid metabolic process; pyridoxal 5'-phosphate biosynthetic process; pyridoxine biosynthetic process. Lineage: Eukaryota; Viridiplantae; Streptophyta; Magnoliopsida; Brassicales; Brassicaceae. Gene Ontology annotation, molecular function: amine-lyase activity. Bases 87 to 1016 code for a protein of 309 amino acids. The record is from RefSeq and is a predicted model, not a curated record.
GCCAGAAAUCGCUUCAUCAAUCUUCUUCCAUUUUCUCCACACACAAAAAAAAAAAAAAAAUUUCUUCAGUCUCGAUUCCGUUGACAAUGGAAGGAACCGGCGUCGUGGCGGUGUACGGUAACGGUGCGAUAACGGAGGCGAAGAAAUCUCCGUUCUCCGUUAAGGUUGGUUUGGCUCAGAUGCUCCGUGGUGGAGUUAUCAUGGAUGUCGUCAACGCCGAGCAGGCUCGCAUCGCCGAGGAAGCUGGUGCUUGCGCCGUCAUGGCUUUGGAGCGUGUUCCGGCGGAUAUCCGCGCUCAAGGUGGGGUUGCUCGGAUGAGUGAUCCUCAGAUGAUAAAGGAGAUCAAGCAGGCCGUUACGAUUCCGGUGAUGGCCAAGGCUAGGAUUGGUCAUUUCGUGGAGGCGCAGAUCCUCGAAGCAAUUGGAAUCGAUUACAUAGACGAGAGCGAGGUUUUGACUCUGGCCGAUGAGGAUCACCACAUCAACAAGCAUAAUUUCCGGAUCCCUUUUGUUUGCGGUUGCCGGAACCUCGGCGAAGCUCUGAGGAGGAUCCGUGAGGGUGCGGCGAUGAUUAGGACCAAAGGUGAAGCCGGAACUGGGAACAUUGUGGAGGCCGUGAGGCAUGUGAGGUCGGUUAUGGGUGACAUUAGGGUUUUGCGAAACAUGGACGACGAUGAGGUCUUCACUUUCGCUAAGAAACUAGCCGCUCCCUACGAUCUCGUGAUGCAGACCAAACAGCUUGGCCGUCUUCCCGUCGUCCAAUUCGCCGCCGGUGGAGUUGCUACUCCGGCCGAUGCAGCUCUCAUGAUGCAGCUUGGAUGCGACGGUGUCUUCGUCGGUUCCGGUAUCUUCAAGAGCGGCGAUCCAGCUCGUCGCGCGCGUGCCAUUGUUCAGGCUGUGACUCAUUACAGUGACCCAGAGAUGCUUGUGGAGGUGAGCUGUGGGCUUGGAGAAGCCAUGGUUGGGAUCAAUCUCAACGACGAGAAGGUUGAGAGGUUCGCUAAUCGCUCCGAGUGAACAAAAGAAAAAGGGUAAAAUUUCAUAGGAAAUGGUUUCAGAUUUAUCAGACCAUUUGCGGUAAUCUCUUAUAAAAAAAAGAAGAAGAAGAUGAUAGUGUUUGUAUCCUUUGUGUGUUUCCUUAUAUCUUUGAUAGUGUUUGCUUGUUGUAAUCGAUUUCUUCUAUUUCGCAAGAACAAGUUGUCAGUUAUAUUAUAAUGUACUCUCUUGAUUUUGAUAAUGAAAUAUUCUUCGAUCCAUUGA